CCAAAACAUAACAAGUUAAACAGUGGGAUACAGUAAUAUGGCGUUACUGCAUAUAUCUGUUAUAUGUUAAAAAUGUACACAUUCAGUGACUUCAAGAUCAUCUCACUAUGGCGCACUUGGUCGCUGCGCAGUUUUACAACAGAAUUUACCACCGCCUCGGCUGGAUUAUCAUGUAAACACAUCAUAGUAAAUGAUUGGUGGAGAGGUUUUAGCGCGACGUGCCGUAGCCAAUCAGAAGAUUGUUUUUCUAUCACGUCGGUGCACGGAUAGUAAGCUAACGCAUAAUGCUAGUAUAAAGUAAUAUAAAGAACGUGAAUUGUUGCUAAAGGUUGUCUCGCACGGGGUGGUUUGAUGACUUAAACUGAGUCUUCCUCGUUGGACUUUCAUUCGUGAAAAUGUGGUUCAGCCAUCAGUACGAGGGCACACGAAUUGGGUAACGUUAGCUAACAUUAGCAAUAGCCUGCUAAUUUUUAGCGUUCCGCAAGGCCGCGGAGAAAUAUGAGCCCAGCUUCCUGUCCUAGCUUCACAGAGAAUGUAGGUUGCAUUACGAUCCGAGUUACAAAAUCACAACGUUUGUCUAAGUAGCCGAUUUAGUCGUGUAAUCGAUCGCAUUUAAGCUUGUUUUAGUUGGGCUUGCGGGCUACCUAGCUUGUUAGCUGUUUGGCUAGCUAGCUAGCAUGAGUGAACUGACGGACUGCAAACAGUCCGGUGACUCUGCAUCGAGGAAACGGUGUCCAUCUCCCGACCACGAUGAAGGUAGCACGGUUCCCAGCAAGUCCUCAAAACUAAGUGACGCAUCAAAUGAAGCGGGGGCUUCUUCAGAAAGUAACAAACGCAGUGGAGUUGAGAGUAACUUUAAAGGAACAGUUGUGAGCGAGGGCCAGUCAAAAGAUAACGAGAAAGAAACAGCUGUUGUGGGUUCCGACAGCACGGACGGCACAGGUGCACUACCUGUCACCAACUCCGGUGCUGACGGUCACGAUGCCAGCAACACAGAAAAACCACAGUCCUCGGAUGCACAGGACUAUGAACCUACCAACUCUAAGGCAGACUCAGAAACAACAGUAGGAACAAAACUGCGUCCCUCAACUCCUCGGGACCAGUCCGAUUCAGCGGCUAUAGCAGCUGCUGAAGCACUUGCCAGUCUCACAGGAGGAGACGGAGAAGACAGUCAGGAGACUCCUUGCUCAUCUGAAAAGGCCAAACAAUUGAAACAGGGGAGCAAAUUGAAACAACGUGGUGGCAGCCAGUCCUCAAGAACAAGCUCUAAAACGCAGGCAGCUGCUGCAGAUAGCUCCACAUCUGUGCACAGUACUGACAGAGAAGAUGCAGAUGAUAUGCCAGAAGCAGAUGAAGGUGAUGAAUCCAUAUCUGGAUCAUCCUCCACCCCAAGCUCCUCUUUCCCAUCAGAUAACGAGGACAAUGAUGAUGGAGAGUGUGCCAUUGUGUCGGUUAAGAUGGCCCCAGAGAUGAGGCAGUCAGUCGCUCUCUUGGCACAGGUACAAAUGAGACUGGAAGCUCUUGAGAAGAAAAGCGCUCGGCUUCACCAACGUCUGGAGCUGAAGAUUAGUCGUCAGCGGCGCCCACAUCUGGAUCAGCGCAGCUCCAUUACAAAAACUAUUCCCGGCUUCUGGGUGACAGCUUUGUUGAACCAUCCUCAUCUCUCAGCUCACAUUGAUGAGACUGAUGAAGACGCUCUUAGUUAUAUGACUGAUCUUGAGAUUGAGUCCUUCAAGAAUAAUAAACUAGGCUACAGGAUACGUUUCCACUUCAGACGCAACCCGUACUUCCAGAACAACAUCAUCAUGAAGGAGCUGCACCUUGGGAUGGGAGGAUCUCCCAUGUCAUUCUCUAACCCCAUCCUGUGGCAUCGUGGACAGAACCUGACGGCACACAGCGAACCCAGGAAGUCGUCACGUGGGGUCUACCAGACCUUUUUCAGCUGGUUCAGUGACCAUAGCAACCCAGGACAAGAUGAUGUAGCACAGAUACUUAAGGACGACCUGUACAGGGACCCUCUGAGAUACUACCUCACUCCACUCUGGGAACCGAGGGAGAACGGCAGCGGUGGCAGUGGGGCCAGAGCAGCUGACAACGGCAAUGGAGAUGAGUGUGUGGUGAUCUCUGACUCAGAUGACGAUCCUGGUGAGGAAGCUGGUGAGGCUGAACAGGGCCAGAGGAGGGAGGAGGAAGAAGAGGAGGAAGAGGAGGUGGACGACGAGGAGGAGGAGGAAGAAGAAGAAGAAGAAGUAGAGGAAGAGGAAGAGAGGGGGGCAAGCGCUGAUGAGAGCCCAGAGGAGAAGGAUGAUGGUGGAGAAAUUGUGAUUGACGGCUCCGAUGACAGCGAGCAGGGAGAGGAGGAGGCCUGAAAAGAAGAAAGGGGGAAGAGGAUCAAUAUGUCGACAAAGAAGGCGAGUCGUCAAGGGACCAGAGACCGGGCCGUUGGAUAGGACACCUCGGCUGGCAAAGAGCAGAGCAAAUUAUUGUCAUUUUUAUGCACAGAAUAUCAGUUUUUGUUUAUUUUUUACCUAAAAAAAAAAAAAAUAGGAAAACCUAAAAAUCAGGGUUAGCUGUAAUAAUAAAGCCAAGGCAGCAUGUUUUCCCCUCUAUUUUAUACAGUCUGUACUGUGUGUACUGAUGUACUCUGAAUCACUUUUUGCAAAUGCAUUUUUUCUAAACUAGUUUUUAGGCAUAUUAUCCCAGUCAAUUCAUUCAAGUAGUGUUCUUCUGUUUAACGAGGAACGCGUCACGACAGCCCGCACGCAUGUCGGUGAAAUUUUGAUCGCAGACACGUGUUGGCAUGAAAUUUUACAUUGCGAAUUCUUCAGUGUAAUGUAUAAUGCAGAAACCUUCAGUGGCAUCAUUAGUGGUCAUUUGAAGGCAAAUGUUUUGGUGUGUAGAAUUGACGUAACGAGACAAAGAUGUCGCAAACUAAAUUGAUAUCAUGACGGUACAUUUCAGGUGCACUGAGUACUGAACCAAAAUUUGUUCUCAGGGAUGAUCAUGGUGGCAGUUUCAUUGAAAGAAAAUUACUGAUUUUCAGACAUUUACACUCCGGUUGUUGUUGGCUGUGUAUAAGGAACCGUGUACUCUACUGUAGUAAAUAGGAGCAAAUAUUGUUUUAAUAUGCUACCUGUGUCUCUCCUUUUUCAUCUGUAUGUUAAGUCUUGUUACAAACCAACGUCCAUCCCUGUUGUCACCCCAUAAACCAGCUCUGAUGUUUAUAAUUAUGGUGUAGUUUGACCAAUGUUUUCUGUGCUGCUGCAGUAAGUUGCUGAGUUUUGUAUUUUCUUUGCUUUAGAUUUUAAUAUAAUUUGACUUUGCUUUCUGGAGCAUUCAAGACUUGUUUUCUGGUAAUGUGGUUUAAGAUUUAUGUUAUCUUGUUUGAAAAAGCUAGUAUUUAUUACAUUGUUUUUCUGGUCCUCGUGUCCACGUCACCGCAUGCCUGUGAACAUGAAAUGUGAGACAGGAUGGUUACAUUACUUAAAAUGCUUACUUUUUUCUCUGCACAGUGUCAGCAAAUGUGGUUAAGUUCACGGCAACAUCAUGGGGUGCACUGUAACAAAAUGAGUGUUUGUACUUGCUUACUUUUCCUAGCAAUGACCUGUAAAUAAUAUUUCCGCACUGUCUUUUGGAUGACACAAGUACACACGUUUAAUCCAUGGAUAAGUUUAACAAUUAAUCUGGAGUUUUUUCAUAAUCCAAAUUAUAUUUUGUGUGCCGUGUUUUAUAGAACACUGUAGUGUAAGGAUACCGACUCGUUUGUUGCUUUGGUUAAUUCUGUUUGCUUAACGAUAAAUGUCCACCUUUUGACUCAGACCUAAUAAAAUAGGCAGUUGUUUCACCCUG
This is a messenger RNA of Scatophagus argus, 3849 nucleotides long. It is a transcript of the gene tspy, whose product is annotated as testis specific protein Y-linked. Gene Ontology annotation, biological process: nucleosome assembly. NCBI's taxonomy places the organism in Eukaryota, Metazoa, Chordata, Actinopteri, Scatophagidae. The record is from RefSeq and is a predicted model, not a curated record. Gene Ontology annotation, molecular function: chromatin binding; histone binding. Bases 678 to 2369 code for a protein of 563 amino acids. The transcript has 8 exons. Gene Ontology annotation, cellular component: nucleus; chromatin.